UGUUUCUUCGGACAUAAAAUCCAAAUCUAACUUCGAACUUCAUAUUGAUCUCCGCUUCAGUUUCUUCCAGCGGCUUCUCUGACCAGAGCUUCACCUCUAACCUCCCGCCUUCGUUCCUCCACGAGCUUCUGACAGAUACACGCCCCCACUUCCUCCUCAGUUUCUAGCCACCGGCAUCCCUUUCGCCCGAAAUUUUGGAUACCGCAAAUCCCCGGGUUCUCUCGUUCAUCUCCGCUCGGUUUCAGCCAUCGUGCACCUCCGCACGUGACCAAGCCGUACGUCGACGCACCUGUUCGUGCUUCCCGUUGACACAGCCGUUCUUAAAUUUUCCCUCUCCGAAAUUCGUUGAACGACGCCUCCAUCCACGCCGAGUUCAAUCGUCGCGAUAUAGUCCCAUCUCUCGAGAAACUCUCAGAUGCAGCAGUCGGGCUUUCAGUUUUUAGGCAGGGAGGAAGAAGCAAAAGCGGUAGCACAAGAAGCAGAAGGAGUUGUAACCCUUUUGAUUCGACACCUUCCUGAAGCCAUACCUCAUGACACCCUCUCCAGACUUUUCUCUAACUACGGUGCUUUCUCUGUCCGUCCUUGCUCUGCUCCUCAGUAGACUGAGAAACUGUGCUUUCCUGGAUUUCAAGAAUGAAGCAUUGGCUUACCAGGCAUUUCGUCAAUUGAAUGGGCUGAGGUUUCUUGCUAAAGUCUUAUCGGUGGAGAGAGCUAGUAACGAGCCAAUCGUGGAUACCAAACUGAAAAAAAGUGAAGCUCAUAUACCACCCACAUCUACGUCUAUGUUCAAGGAUGCUACUAAACAUACAAUUUUAGGGUCUACCCUUGCUAGCGAACCCAUUGCCCCAAGGCUUGGUGUUGACUAUCCAUUUCCUCCUCACUUGGAAUAUGUGUAUCCUCCACCCGAUGGAAAUAUACUGACUAAUAUUGUAAAUGCUCUUAUUGCCGUUCCUCGCUUUUAUACUCAGGUGUUGCACUUGAUGAACAAAAUGAAUAUUCCAGCUCCAUUUAGAAUGGCUCUGCCCACUCCACCCCUGCCGCCUUCAGUACCUGCACCACCACCACCACCACCUCCCCCUUCUGUACCUGCAAAGCCUCAUUUGGAAGAUCUGUCCAGUGGUGAUUCAGAAAUGGAAUCUUCAGAUGAGGAAAUAGAUGGAGAAGCUUAUCUUUUUGGAGCUUCAACAGUAAAACAAUUUAGCCGAAAGCGUCGCAAGCAAGAAGCGAUUGUGGGGCCUGCAGUUGAUAAAGAUGUCGCACAUGAGGCUGUUGGAUUAAAACCUGCCACCUUGGUUCCAAAAGAAAUUCCAAUGAUUAAAAAGAAAAACCCUGUUUUACAGAUCAAGAUUGCCCCGAAAUUGAUUCAGAAUGAACACAGAGAUGACACAACAUCAAAAGAAUUAGAGGAGCCAGACAAAGAGGGUUUGGAUUUUAAACCUUAUGCAACUUCCGAAGAACUAGAAAGUGGAAAGUUGCCCCCAGAGGAAAUUUUAUCACUACCAAUGUUUAAGAACUAUACAGCUGGGAACCCUACAUCAGUGUUGUAUGUAAAGAACUUGGCAAAGGAUGUAGUGGCUGAUGACUUCUACUUCAUUUUUGGAUCAUUAUUUGGAAGCGUCGAUGCAACUAAAUCCAGUCUCAGUGUGAAGCUUAUGCAGGAGGGAAGAAUGAGAGGACAAGCCUUUGUGACAUUUCCAUCAGUUGAACUUGCCCAUCGCGCAUUGUGUGAGGAUUAUAUGGACAUUCCAUUACAAUAUGGGGGUCAGACAUUACAUCUAUCUUUAUUACCCCUACAUCUUGUAUGUGAAUCUAGUCAAUGGAUACGUGUUCAAAGGCAAGCCAAUGAUAAUCCAGUUUGGCCGGAAUCUAGCAGCUGGCAAAACAAAUUAGAAUUAUAUUUUUCCUGCUUGGCUGGUAAAUCAAUGUAUUAAAACAUCACCAUCUCAUUUGAGCUCGGAGCCUCUUCCUCUUCGUUCAACACCCUCUAAAGUAUGUUUGUUUCAAGACUCCAAGGAGAAGCCCUAGGUCAUUGCUGGGAGAUGAUAUGGUCACUUUUCACCGGGCUCAUUCUCUUCUUUCUGUACUGAACGGUUUUUAUGCAAUAUACAUAUGAGAAACGAACAUGUUAGAGAAGAUGCGGCCAUGUUGUGCAUCUGGCACGACACUUGUCGUCGGAUUGCCGGAAAUAAUCGAAAUUACUUAUUUGAGACGUCGCAUGUUUCAAUGUCAAAAUUUGUGAUACAAUUGCUCUUCGCAAAUAAUCCUAAAUGUUGUACUAUUAUUGUGUUGUUA
This is a messenger RNA of Carya illinoinensis, 2292 nucleotides long. RefSeq names its product U11/U12 small nuclear ribonucleoprotein 65 kDa protein. The transcript is spliced from 15 exons. The coding region runs from base 531 to 1931 and encodes 466 amino acids. Gene Ontology annotation, biological process: mRNA splicing, via spliceosome. Gene Ontology annotation, molecular function: U12 snRNA binding; pre-mRNA intronic binding. NCBI's taxonomy places the organism in Eukaryota, Viridiplantae, Streptophyta, Magnoliopsida, Fagales, Juglandaceae. The record is from RefSeq and is a predicted model, not a curated record. Gene Ontology annotation, cellular component: U12-type spliceosomal complex.